Haemonchus placei is the source of this 453-nucleotide messenger RNA. Lineage: Eukaryota; Metazoa; Nematoda; Chromadorea; Rhabditida; Trichostrongylidae. The record is from the annotation of a GenBank genome assembly.
AUGGGAGACGAGUAUGAACAGUUGGGACCGAUUGGCGACUUACCUCCUCCUGACGCUCCGCCUCCUCCAUCUCCGCUACCCCCACCUCCACCACCUCCUGCUGGAGAUGGAAAGAAACCGUCUUCCGCUACUCCAGGAGCUUCAGCAAAAUCAGCAGAGAAAAAAGAUAAAAAAGCAGAUGAUGGUUCGAGUGCAUCUUCUAGCAAAAAGAAAAAGGCACCAAAGAGCAAAAAGAAAGGUUCCGAGGUCUCAGGAGAGGUAGGAAAAGAAGAAGAAGGAGAAGGAGAAGAGAAGAGGAAAUUUGUGACGAACAAUUGUCUACUGUGUUCAGCGGCAGCAAUUAUUUUCACAGCAUCGAUCCUUGUGGCAGUUUUAAUCGUCAUUCAUCUCACUGGUGUUGCCGAUGUUGCCCAAUUUAUCAGUGACACAAUGUUCACUAUGGGAUUGAGAUGA